Molecule: messenger RNA, 2842 nt
Organism: Arabidopsis lyrata subsp. lyrata
Lineage: Eukaryota; Viridiplantae; Streptophyta; Magnoliopsida; Brassicales; Brassicaceae
Product: aspartate--tRNA ligase 2, cytoplasmic
Exons: 9
Coding region: 990-2666 (558 amino acids)
Biological process (GO): aspartyl-tRNA aminoacylation
Cellular component (GO): cytoplasm; aminoacyl-tRNA synthetase multienzyme complex; cytosol
Molecular function (GO): ATP binding; aspartate-tRNA ligase activity; RNA binding
Source: RefSeq, a predicted model, not a curated record
AUAUGACCCCCAAACCAAAAGCGAAGUUAGGUAAACUUGGACGUGUUAUUCGUCACUGGGGCUGUCUCAACGUCAUCGUACCGUCACCAACAACAGCCAGACUCGGCUGCACACUCUUGUAAGUGUCUUUCAUGCCCACGAUCACAGAAGCACAUAUUUGCAGCCGUCAAAGCGGCUAGCAUCAAGUAAAAGCGGUCCAAGCGGCUGUUAUUAAGGUCUUUCCCGAACUAGUCAUUCCCGGAAAUUUCCUUGGCCUAAUGACCACUAACAGAAGUCAAAACUUAAGAGCUAACACAACUUGAACCGAAAUUUUAAAAUACUCAAAUAGAUACUAAAUUUCAUAAUAAAAUAUUUGAAAUCCGAAAAUACCAAACUGUAACCGAACCGAAAAUCCAAAGACCAAGAACUAAUUAUAAUUGUAAUAUUGUUGUAACUUUAAAACUACAACAAUCGUCUUUCUCUUGUUCACGCUUGUCUCCCGUAACAUUUUAUUAAAUAACACCAAUUCUAAAGUAUUGGGGUACAAAAAAAAAAAAGGAUUGGGGUCUUAACGAAUAACCUAAAACAUUAACGGGGCCAUCUCUUUUUUAUUGACUUUUGAUAAUCUAGAUAUACAAAGCGUAGGGUUUCUGAUGAACCCUGUUUUGGGCUUUCUUGUCCAUCAAGCUAAGAUAAGAUAGUGUUGGUUUUUUUUUGUUGGUUCUUUUUUGUCGGUUAUGUGUCCUUUUUCUUUUUUCCUUUUUUAAUUCGAGCUUACCAAUUACGUUUUCUUUAGGAUUAGGGUUUUAUUUAAAAUAUUCUACUUCUCUGUAAAUAGAGAUUGUAGAACCAUUGUAACUUGCUAAUUCGAUAUUUGAUAAUAGAAAAACAAAAAAAGGAAACCCUAGUUACCCAAAGAGCUUGUGCCAAACCCUGAGAAGAGGGGUCUCUCUUCUAUCCUUAUUAGAAUCCAAUAUCUUCGAACCCUUUGAGCGAGCAAGCGAGCCAUCAUGUCCCAGGAGCCUCAAAUUCCGCCGGAGGUGCCUGAAGAAAAGAUCAGCAAGAAAGCAGCCAAGAAGGAAGCUGCGAAGCUAGAGAAGUUACGCCGCCGGCAGGAACAAGAGAAGUUACGCAGCCGGCAGGAACAAGAGGAAGCCACUCGUAAGACAGCUUCAAAGUCUCUCGAAGAAGAUGACGAGUUUUCAAGUAACUACGGCGACGUGACUCUUAACGAGUUGCAAUCGACGGAGGAUCCGAAAGCCGGAAUAUGGAGAGAGGCUGUUGAAGGGAAGAGGUGGACUGAAGUGAGUAAAUUGGUGGAAGAAAUAGCGGGAUCUGAGGUUUUGAUUAGAGGCCGAGUUCACACGUAUCGCGUACAACCUAGCAUAGUGUUUGUGAUCUUGAGGAAAAGUGGAUCCACUGUUCAGUGCGUGGCCAAGCAAUCGGAGGAGACCAACGUUAGCGUCAACAUGAUUAAAUACCUCGAGAAGCUGAGUUGCGAAUCCAUUGUCGAUGUCAUCGGUGUCGUCGUUCUCCCCAAAGACCCUGUAAAGGGAACUACGCAGCAGGUUGAAAUUCAGGUGAGAAAACUGUACUGCGUCAACAAAGCCUUGACAAGAUUACCAUUUAAUGUGGAGGCUGCUGCCCGAAGUGAAGUAGAUAUUAAAAAAUAUCUUCAGACUGGAAGACGAGCUGUUCGUGUCAAUCAGGAUACACGUUUGAAUCAUAGGGUGAUUGACCUCAGAACACCGGCUAAUCAAGCCAUCGUCGCCCUUAAGUCCCAACUCGUAAAUUUUUUCAGUGAAAAUUUGCUAUCCAAGGAUUUCGUUAAUAUCUUCACACCGAAACUCCUGGCCGGUAGUAGUGAAGGAGGUUCUGCUGUAUUUAGGUUGGAAUACCAAGGACAGCCUGCUUGUCUAGCUCAGUCUCCUCAGCUUCACAAGCAAAUGGCAAUAUGUGGUGACUUACGACGCGUCUUUGAGAUAGGUCCUGUUUUCAGAGCAGAAAAGUCGUUCUCUCAUAGACAUCUGUGUGAAUUUGUGGGUCUUGAUGUGGAGAUGGAGAUUGAUAAACACUAUUCUGAGAUAAUGGACCUUGUGGACGAGUUAUUUGUGGCUAUAUUCACUAGUUUGAAUAGCAAGUGCAAAAAGGAACUUGAAGCUAUUGGAAAGCAAUACCCAUUUGAACCUUUGAAGUUUCUUGAAAAGACAUUGAGGUUAACCUUUGAAGAAGGGGUUCAAAUGCUUAAGGAAGCUGGUGUGGAGAUUGAUCCUCUAGGCGAUCUAAACACUGAAUCUGAGAGAAAACUUGGCCAACUUGUACUGGAAAAGUACAACACUGAGUUCUAUAUUCUGCAUAGGUUUCCUACGGCCGUUAGGCCUUUCUACACCAUGACUUGUGUUGAUAAUCCUCUUUACAGCAACUCCUUUGAUGUCUUCAUCAGAGGUGAGGAGAUCAUAUCAGGAGCUCAACGUAUCCAUACCCCAGAAUUAUUGGAGCAACGUGCGAGGGAGCACGGGAUUGAUGUCAAGACAAUAUCCACAUACAUCGAUUCAUUCAGGUAUGGUGCGCCUCCACACGGUGGAUUCGGAGCGGGGCUGGAGCGAGUGGUCAUGCUUUUCUGUGGACUGAACAACAUCCGGAAAACAUCGCUCUUCCCUCGCGACCCUCAAAGGCUUGCACCCUAAUACCUUUUCAACUCAAAUUUUUCUCAUGAAGCUUUUUGAGAGUUUAGAUUUUUACUUGUUGCCUUGUUCUUGUAAUCUUGAUUUUAAUUGUAUGAUCCUUAUGUUACAUACACGUUGUCGAGUAACUAAGUCUUUCUCCAGAUAUUUGAGUCUUUUGACAAGAUUAGAUCCGAUAA